Molecule: messenger RNA, 1473 nt
Organism: Dalotia coriaria
Lineage: Eukaryota; Metazoa; Arthropoda; Insecta; Coleoptera; Staphylinidae
Gene: Gmppb
Product: GDP-mannose pyrophosphorylase B
Exons: 2
Coding region: 1-1098 (365 amino acids)
Biological process (GO): GDP-mannose biosynthetic process
Cellular component (GO): cytoplasm
Molecular function (GO): mannose-1-phosphate guanylyltransferase (GTP) activity; GTP binding
Source: RefSeq, a predicted model, not a curated record
AUGGGCCCAAAGACCGGCAUGAGAGCACUCAUCCUCGUCGGGGGUUACGGCACGCGUUUGCGUCCGUUAACACUAAGCCGGCCUAAACCCCUAGUCGAAUUCGCCAACAAACCAAUUGUGUUGCAUCAGAUUGAAGCAUUGGUUGAAGCAGGAGUGACUGAAGUUAUCCUAGCUGUUUCCUAUCAUGCUGCUGACAUGGAGAAAGAAAUGUCUGCACAGGCUGAAAGAUUGGGUAUUAGCAUUGUAUUUAGUCAUGAAGAGGAACCUCUAGGUACAGCUGGACCAAUUGCCCUGGCUAAGAAGUAUCUCAGUCAAAGCAAGGAACCAUUCUAUGUGCUCAAUUCCGAUAUUAUCUGUGACUUCCCAUUCAAGGAACUAGAACAGUUUCAUAGGAGUCAUGGUAAAGAGGGUACCAUUGUUGUGACAAGAGUAGAAGAACCCUCAAAGUAUGGUGUGAUUGUUCAUAAACCCAACGGACAAAUCGAGCGUUUCGUAGAGAAGCCCCAGGAGUUUAUUUCGAAUAAAAUCAAUGCAGGGAUUUACAUUUUGAAUCCCAGUAUGAUUAAUCGAAUUGAAUUACGACCGACUUCCAUUGAAAAAGAAGUUUUUCCGGGUAUGGCCGAUGAUGGAGAGCUUUUCGCGUUUGAAUUGCAUAGUUUCUGGAUGGAUAUUGGACAGCCAAGAGAUUUUCUGACAGGAAUGUGUAUGUAUCUAAAAUCCCUUAGGAUACACUCACCGGAGAAGUUGUAUAAUGGUCCUGGUGUUGUUGGGAAUGUCCUGGUUGAUCCCACGGCGAAAAUUGGUGCUGAUUGUCAAAUUGGACCGAAUGUUACGAUUGGUCCAGGAGCCAUACUGGAAGAUGGUGUUUGUGUGAAGCGUUGUACAAUCUUGAAAGACGCCGUAAUUCAAUCACACUCGUGGUUGGAGAGUUGCAUCGUCGGAUGGAGGUCCAUGGUUGGAAAAUGGGUGCGCAUGCAGGGUACCACUGUCCUUGGAGAGAAUGUCAUUGUCAAGGACGAGAUUUACAUCAAUGGCGGACAAGUGCUGCCACAUAAGAACAUCGCUGCCUCGGUGCCGGAACCGCAGAUUAUCAUGUGAUUUUCUGCUGUUUCAUAAAUAUAAUGUAAAAAUCUAUGCGACUAAAACAGAGGACUGCAAAUAUAUUUAUAGGUUAGGAGAUAGAAGAAGUAUAUAAGAGUAAUAUAAGCAGAAUGUUAAUUAUUUCCAUGUCACGCAUGUCAAAUACGGAAUUUAGUGCAAUGUGUAUGUAAUUUGUACUUUUAUAAAAUCAUCCGGAAUGAUUUUCGACGUAGUUUUACUUGUUUUCUGUCACAGCUUUUAUUUUUGAAAUAUUUGUGUAAUAAACUUUAUUUUUUUGAGAAUUAGAUUGUAAAAACUCAAAAACUUGUUCGAUUGCAUACUGAUAUGUGUUAAUUUUAUUGUUUAUAACAUAAAAUAUUGUUUAAAGUUUGA